GGCGGGGCAGGGGCGCGCGGGACCGCGGCGGCGAUGCGCCGGAGCCGCUGAGAGCGGAGGGGCCUCGGCCGGCGUCCGGAGCGGCGUUCGCGAUGGAGGCCGAAGGCUUGGACUGGCUUCUGGUCCCGCUGCACCGGCUGGCCGCCUGGGGGGCCGCGGGGGCCAUGGUCUUCGGAGGGGUGGUGCCGUACAUCCCGCAGUACCGCGACAUCCGGAGGACGCAGAACGCCGAGGGCUUCUCCGUCUACGUGUGCCUGGUGCUGCUGGUGGCCAACAUCUUGCGGAUCCUCUUCUGGUUCGGAAGGCACUUCGAGUCCCCGCUGCUGUGGCAGAGCGUGGUCAUGAUCUCGACCAUGCUGCUGAUGCUGAAGCUCUGCACGGAGGUCCGCGUGGCCAACGAGCUGAACGUCAGGCGCCGCUCCUUCACAGCCGCAGAUAGUAAGGACAAGAAACCAAAGCCCCCCAGGCGGUCCUAUCUGGACUUCGACCCUCACCACUUCUGGCACUGGAGCAGCUUCUCGGACUACGUGCAGUGUGUCCUGGCCUUCACAGGUGUGGCGGGCUACAUUACGUACCUGUCCAUCGACUCGGCCCUGUUCGUGGAGACCCUGGGCUUCCUGGCUGUGUUUACUGAGGCCAUGCUGGGCGUGCCACAGCUCUACCGCAACCACUGCCACCGGUCCACGGAGGGCAUGAGCAUAAAGAUGGUGCUCAUGUGGACCAGCGGCGACGCCUUCAAGACGGCCUACUUCCUGCUGAAUGGCGCGCCCCUGCAGUUCUCCGUGUGCGGCCUGCUGCAGGUGCUGGUGGACCUGGCCAUCCUGGCGCAGGCCUACGCCUUCGCCUGCCACCCCCAGAAGCCAGCGCCCCACGCCGCGCACCCUGCCAGCGCCAAGGCCCUCUGAGGCAGCCGGGCGGGACAAAGUGGCCGCCAGCCACAGACACUGCCCACCUGUCCUCCCGGCACGGGGAGGGCAUCAGGUUCUCGAGGAGCCUCUGCAUGGGCUGGGCGGGCUGCGAGAGGCAGGGCCGGGCGGCGUUUGUGCUCCCCGCCGCAGGACGGCCCGGGCAGGCGUGACUCCCAGGGCUGGGUUUCAGGUGUUCUCAAGGUGACGUCAGAGUGAGCAUCUGUUCCCGCUUCUGCUCACAAACACCUGCCCUGAACCCGAGUUGUGUUUGCAGACACGCAAGCGGGCACGGCGGCCCUGCCCCCGUCUCGGCCCAGCCUCCCGCAUCCGCCUCAGCCCCCAGGACGGCCUCCCCCAGGACGGGGCGGGGCGAGCAGACCAGGACCUUGUGCAGGAAACAUGAAGGGGGCAGGUGUCUGAGACCCCGCAAGUCCCGUGAGCAGAGCCUGGGGACCCUCACCAAUGCCCCGGUUGGAGGGGCGUCCUCCGCUGCCCGGCGUGGGCGGCACAGGGCAGGGCCGGGUCCUCUCCACCCCUGGGGAAGGGGCCAGGAGGACGCAGGUGCCUGUGCUCCUAAGCACCCACCUGGCAUGCGCCCCAGGCCCGCAGGGCCGGACACCUGGCUGCUGCUCUGCCUCUUCCUGGAGCCGCUGGCGUGUGCACCCCGGGCCCGCUCUGAGCCUGGCUGGGGUUGCCCGGCGAGCUCAGGUGUGAGGGUCAGGGCCUCUGAUGCCCCUCGGGUCCUUGGGGGUGUCCCUUAGACAGACGUGGAGGCCCUCGUGGGGUGUGGGAGGCUGAGGGGGUUGACACCCCGGAGGGCUCCCCUGGGGAGAGUCCCUUGGUUCAGGGCGUUGCACACACUGGCUGGACUCAGCUUUAAUGUCCGUCUUCCGGACAGAGACGGCCUCGGGUCAGGAGGGGGUGCCAGGCCGGUGCCCCCACGGGUGGGCCCUGCUGCUGCCGUCCUGGGCGGGACCUCCUGGGCAGGGGCGGCCUGGCCUGGGGCCCCGCCACAGCCUCAGUCCACAGUCCCCGGGCCCAGCGGCCGGCGGAGUUCUGGGUCUGCAGUGUCCACAGCCGUGGCCUGACCUCAGCACCCACGUCCGCCCACCCUGGUUUUCCGUCUGACACGUGGCCGUGCCACGCUCAGCCCUGUGCUGGCUCCAGCCAGCCCGGGGCUCUGGAUGCCUCCGCGUGGCUC
Molecule: messenger RNA, 2109 nt
Organism: Microcebus murinus (gray mouse lemur)
Lineage: Eukaryota; Metazoa; Chordata; Mammalia; Primates; Cheirogaleidae
Gene: SLC66A2
Product: solute carrier family 66 member 2
Biological process (GO): phospholipid translocation; retrograde transport, endosome to Golgi
Cellular component (GO): endosome; trans-Golgi network
Source: RefSeq, a predicted model, not a curated record